Messenger RNA from Malus domestica (apple), 2985 nucleotides. Lineage: Eukaryota; Viridiplantae; Streptophyta; Magnoliopsida; Rosales; Rosaceae. The record is from RefSeq and is a predicted model, not a curated record.
GAUUUCUUUUUAACUGGCAGGUCGAUGGUUACAUUAAUCAGCAACAUUGUUGAGAAUAUCUUAGUAAAAGUACUUGAUGGCACAUAUUUGAAUGUGGCCAAAUACCCAGUUGGAAUAGAUUCUUGCGUUCAAGAGGUGAAAGUGCUUUUAGGGGUCGGAGGAAAUGAUUGUUGUGUGGUUGGGAUUUGGGGGACACCUGGAAUAGGCAAGACAACAAUUGCAAAAGCUGUUUAUAAGGCAAUUGCUCAUGAAUUUGAAGGCAGUUGUUUCCUGGCAGAUGUUAGAGAAAGAUCGACAUCACAUGGAGGCGUAAACCAAUUACAAAAAGAUCUUCUUUCUAAAGUUCUACGUGUUACAGAGAUAAAAAUUGACGAUGUUUAUCAAGGAAUCAGUUUUAUAAAGAAACUGUUGAGGGGAAAAAAGGUUCUCUUAAUUCUUGAUGAUGUGCAUGAAUUGGAGCAGUUAAACAACUUGGUUGAAGUCCAUCAGUUAGGUGAAGGUAGCAGAGUGAUCAUAACCACAAAAAAUAAAGGAUUGCUAGAAUCUUGUAAAGUUGAGCUGAUAUACAAGGUCCAAAAGUUAGAAGACAACAAAGCUCUUGAGCUUUUUAGUCGGAAUGCCUUCGGAAAAGAAAAACCUCCAGAUGAUUAUUUGGGACUCGCACGACGUGCAAUAGCCUAUGCUCAAGGCCUCCCGUUAGCUCUUAAUCUUAUAGGUUCUCAUCUGCGUAGUAAAAAUAUAGAUCGUUGGCAAGAUAUUUUGGAUAGUUACGAUGAAGAACCUUAUAGAGGGAUUCAAAGAGUACUUCGGAAAAGUUAUGAUACCUUGGAUUAUGUCUCUCAACAAGUUUUCCUAGACAUUGCAUGCUUCUUCAAGGGUGAAGAUAAAGACAAAGUGUUGCAGAUAUUAAAAGGAUCAAACCUCAAAAUGGGUAAGCAUAUAGUUUGGGAGGAAUCGCCCACUGAACCAGGCGAGCGGAGCAGAUUGUGGCAUCAUGAAGAUGUGUACCGUGUUUUAACUAAAAACAGAGGAACAAAGAAAAUUAAAGGCAUUGUGGUGAAGUUGCCCAAGCCAGUUGUGAUACCCUUGAAUGCAAAAAGCUUUUUCAAGAUGGUAAAUCUUGAAAUUUUUAUAAUCUGUAAUGCACACUUUUCUGGAUGCAUUGAGUAUUUGCCCGACGAUUUGAGGUGGAUUGAAUUCGGUGGAGAUGGGCUUCAUGACUGGGGAUCCAAUAUUCUUCAAAAGCAUAUACUUGCAUUCAAUUUGCAAUCCAAUUGUCAUCUAAGGCAUCUUGUCACGUUUAUUAUGCCAAACAGUGACAUCAGACAAUUGAAGGUAUUUCAGAAUUUGGCAAUGCUUACAUCUUUGAAUUUAAGUGGUUCCGAAUUUUUAGAAAAAAUUCCCAACUUAUCCGGAAGUCCAAACCUAAGAGAGUUGAUUCUAAAUGAGUGUAAAAGUUUGGUUGAAGUUGAUGAUUCUGUUGGAUUCCUUGAUAAACUUGGUACUUUAAGUCUUUAUGGGUGCUCUAGGCUUGAGAGAUUUGCGACGAGACUUAGAUUGAGAUCCCUUAAAAGCUUUUCUCUUUCUGGUUGCACAAGGCUCAAGAGUUUCCCAGAAAUAGAGGCCGAGAUGGAAUCUCUAAAGUAUUUGGUUAUAGCAAAAAGUGGCAUAAGAGAAUUGCCUUCAUCAAUUGCAUAUCUUACUGGGCUUAAACGUUUGUAUGCAAGAAAGUGUGAGAACCUUACAGUUACAUCAUUACAUCACAUUUAUGGGUUCCAACAUCUCGACUAUAUUGAAAUGGAUGGAUGCCCAAAACUGGUGACAUUUGGGAAGUUUUCAACUCGCUUAGAUACUUCACAUUACAACGGUAUCCCAUUAGCCGUUUUCAACGUAGGCCGGCUUUCUCUUAUUGGAUGCAAUUUAUCAGAAAGUAAUUUCCUUGUGCCUCUUCGAAAUGAACCAUCCAGUCUUCAUUGCUGGUCCACAUUAACAGAUCUUGAUCUGUCGAGAAACAAUUUUGUUAGUCUUCCGGAUUGCAUUAGCAAAUUUGUCAACUUGAAGGGGCUUAAAUUGCAAGGCUGCAAGAGGCUUCGGGAAAUUCCACAUGCCCUUCCACCAAAUCUAAGGGAAUUAUGUCUGGAUGAUUGCACAUCAUUGGAGAUAAUUCCAAAGUUGCCCUCGGGGCUUAGGCGUCUGCCGUUGACUAAUUGCUUUAGACUAAGUGGCGAUGAGGUGGCAAAGUUGGAAAAUAAUUUGUUGAACUGGAAUCAGGAAUUUCUUAGAUGCUCUCAAUUGCAAGUUACGUAUCCAGGCGAUGAAAUUCCAAAGAGGUUCAGCUAUACCUCUAAACAUCUAACAGCCAUUAGGAUUGAAAGUGUACGAAAAGAUGCAAGGCAACAUGAUUAUUUUGGAGGUAGUGAAUUUAGUUUUGAAAUUCCUCUAAAUUUACAGGAGAGGGAGACGUUAUUUGGAUUGGCUCUAUCUUGUGUUUUUCCACCACGGCCUUUACCAAAAUUGAUUGGAGCGGGGCGUUAUUACAUUUUUCGUAUUCACAUCAACGAAGCAAGUGAUUAUAAAGAAUUUGAGUGGAGUGGGAAAUGCAUGGAGAAAGCUCAUGUGGGGCUCAUGUUAGUGGAUUUAGAGAAGCCGGGAGAUAUUUGUAAAGUUAAAUUUCAAGUCCCCGAAUGGGCAGGCAUUAAAAUCUGCGGGGUGCACCCCCUAUUGCGCAAAGAAGAUGAACGGCUUCCCUUGUCUUUGGGACCAACGAGUGGUCUUGGAUCCUCAGAUAUCGUCGAUGAUGAAUAUGGUCGGCAACAACAAUGGCCUUCCUUAUCUUCGAAGCCAUCGGAUGAUCAUCUGAAACGCACGCAGAUUGAUCACAAUGUUCCUUCUAAUAUUGAGGAGGAGCAAGAGCAAUUGUCCACAAUUUCUUGGGUGGUUAGGCCAUCUCCAAUCGGGUCCAGAGAGUUAGAGGGUCGAAAAUAA